This is a messenger RNA of Suillus discolor, 699 nucleotides long. RefSeq lists its product as uncharacterized. Bases 1 to 699 code for a protein of 232 amino acids. NCBI's taxonomy places the organism in Eukaryota, Fungi, Basidiomycota, Agaricomycetes, Boletales, Suillaceae. The record is from RefSeq and is a predicted model, not a curated record. The transcript has 6 exons.
AUGACUGGGCAACCACGGAAACGAGGACAUACAGAAAGCCUAUUGGGAAGCAGUGAGGAUGGUGCAAGGAAGAUGCCACGAAGUGAGAAUGAUGGAUCUCAACCUAUCAGGACUCAGGCUGGCUCUAUCAAAGGACCAAGGCAGAAAACCAAUAACACUCUCUGCACUGCAAUUAUAUUGGUCUGGCAAGAUGAUAUUAAUUGUGUUGAUGCAAACACGAAUUGCCAUCCGACAGUAGCCAUAAUGGUGAUUAAAACAUGCUCCUUGAUCAUGAAUGGUCUGGGGUUCAAGUGGACUCCGAACACUGAAACAUUAGGCAUGACAGCUGCGUUCAGCAGAGGUUUGUGGACUACGCAGGACGAAUCUGUCCUGGACCCGACGAGCAAACUCCUUGCUCGUCUCAGGUUGCCUCCCACCAUGACCUGGGGGUUUAACAAUCCUGAUGAAGUGAUUGAUUAUUUGGUCAUUGAUGUUGACGAAGCAAUUGAUUGUUUGGUCGUUGGCCCAGACAUUGGAGCAGCCUUGGCAGCUACCCUCGCGCUUCUCCGCUGGGGCGCAACAUAUGCCUCCACACCCACUGAUACUGGCAUGGACACCAGGUCAGAGGCAUCCAGUACCACCCAGGAUGCUUUCGUUCAUCCAGAUCAUCCCCUCCGCAAAGGGGGUGUCGAUGGCACUGAGCGCUUCUUGGGUAAAUGA